Messenger RNA from Colletotrichum acutatum, 3933 nucleotides. RefSeq names its product HECT-domain-containing protein. The record is from RefSeq and is a predicted model, not a curated record. Bases 1 to 3933 code for a protein of 1310 amino acids. NCBI's taxonomy places the organism in Eukaryota, Fungi, Ascomycota, Sordariomycetes, Glomerellales, Glomerellaceae. The transcript is spliced from 3 exons. Gene Ontology annotation, molecular function: ubiquitin protein ligase activity. Gene Ontology annotation, biological process: protein polyubiquitination.
AUGACUCGAGACGUCCGCCGCCCUGAGAAGGGCCCUCAGACCGAAGCCAGUCUCGAUGCUGAACUUCUAGCCGGCCUCUGGGAAGAUGCGCCUCUCGCGCGCCUGCCUUCUGAUGCGCCGGCCGAACUGAAGGAAAUGGUACAGAUCAUAGAGAACCCGAAGCGCGUCUACGCCAUCCACCGCGCCAGCCGCCGGCACAACUUCCAAAUACUCGUGGAAACAUACGUCCAACAGCUACGGUACGGAUGUGACUCCAAGUCAUGUACAACCUCGACCUGCUUCUCCUGUCGCAAGCGUCUCGCAGGCAAAGCGCCAAUACGCAGAUACAACAUCACGAGCGCAAGGACCUUGGCAGUGUACCUGGCCAGUCAGGACAACCCAGAGACUGGGCUCUGUCCCUACCUCAACCCCCCGAAAGAAACACCGGCCGCCCUGAACUCGCUCAUAUUUUCCUCCAACCCCGCGCCUCCAGCAUUCAGCGACCCUUUUUCGAAGCGAUCCGGUACAUCAGGCGAUAGUAGAAGGCGGAAGUCAGGUUCGGGCGCCAGGGCAAAUGGCGAUGGCAGUUCCCUGAGGGCUACCCAGGGUACCGAGGAAAUUGGUCGUCGAGCAACAACAUCCGCCACGCACGAACGCUCGCAUUUUGAUGCGGCAACAGGCACUGCCCAUCCUCCAUUCAAAGUCGCCGAGCGACCCGUCAAUAAGGAUUACCGUUCUUUCGCAGCCAAUGUGUUUGGGACCGUCGCAUUCAAGAUGCUGGAAUGGCUCACGCCAGCUGGCCUGGAUGCCAUGUCCCAAAAAGUCGCGGCAUUGGAGGCAGAGGCGACACAAAGUCCUUCCAAAGAAGAGCCGCAAAUAUUCCGCAACCCAUCAGGCCUGUCGACGCCUUUGCAGUCAACGCCUCCCAUUACGCAGGCAGAUAGGAGAGAUCUGGGCGAAGUCUCUCAGUCGACCACGGAACAAGGACCGGAUGCAGCCCUCGCUCAGGGGUCACAGACACUGCAUAAUCCAAGUGCGACGAUGCCCAGCCCACGGCCUAAUAAACCUAAGAGAAGUUCAAGCACUAGAGUGCGGGCCAACUCGAAGCCUAGUAGGAAGCUCUCCAUCGAGCCAUACCCGACAUCUUCAUUGCCCGAAGACGUCUCCGGGCUUUCUUCCCCCAGGAUGAACGGAGGAGCCUAUGAGAAACCACUGCGGCCACCAAAAGCGUCUCACGUCAACCCUUACGCCAUUCCAGAAAUACCCUCAACACCAUCUUUCUUUGAUAAUGUACCGCCUCAAAGCCACGCCGUGUCGAUUGUCCAAGAACCAGACUCAAUACCCAAUACAAACCACACCAACAGCAAACCACCACAACCAGCAGAGACUCCUGUUUUCCAUGAGCCGGUCUCAGAACCUCAACCUUUGCGGGUUGCAAAUUCCGCCGAAGAUGCGAAACAGAUUCAAGACCCGCUGGAGGUAUCGAUUGCCGACAGCUUGCUCCCACAAUCCUUAACAGUACUCAACGUGGAGGUGGUUGAUCUCGUGUGCGACAUUCUCCAGGAUGACGGUACAUCAGAGUCACACCUCCUUGAUCCCCCAAGGAUUACCAGCGCGUACACCACACUCAAGGACCGGGCUUCCAGAAUGCAGAGGAAACAGAGCUCCCGAGCCACCUACCCAAAAAGACUCCGGAGACAGUGGAAGCUUUUUAUUGAGCAAAGUCUGUUCAAUAUCUUGAGCGACCCCGUUAGCUUAGUCGCAUCCUUUGUCAAGGACGACGAAUUGCUCGAUUCCCAUACCAUAUGGUACUGCAUGCUGAGACUCACGCGAGUGGCUCCAAGCCUGGUGUUUCACAGUUUGUGGAUGGCAGCUGGGAGCCUGUUCAAAGCACCCAAGUCACUGCAAUCCCUUCGUUCCCCCGCUGCCAAAAUGUUCCGCCUAACCGAUCGAUCUCUUGCCAAUGUCGAAGCAGGUCAGCUCUUGUCGAUAUGCCUCCAUGCGCUGGUAGCCGCGGCCCCGUUGAUUACAGACUCUCGAAUUCUUUUCGACAUGUCACGAAUCCGUUCUAAUGGACUAACUCUCGCCGGAAGCGGUGCUCUCGCGCGGCAGCCAGCUUGGCUCUGCCUUCUGUAUGAGGAUGCCUUUUCGAACGAUCUGGCACUCCGGCUGGCGAGGCGUUUGUUCGCCGCCAUAUCCGCGCGUAGGUGUUUUGCAGACAUGGCUGCGCAAGACGACGACCUCGAGGACAACAAAGAGGACUUCGACGCCCUUCGACCCCUUCUGUCCCAACUUGAUCUACUUAACUCGUACUCAUCUUCCACUCCUGGGGUGGGCCAGCUCGAGCGAGCUGGCCACGAGUCCAGGGUUUCUACGCUAUUGCUAGACUGGGCCAAGACAGUGAUGCUUCAGCAAUGGGAUGGCCAGCCUGAAAUUUCAUACGAUAGCUCCUUUGGUGGAGCGUUGUCGCUGAUUACUGCUAUGUACGAAAAACGACAAGAUUUGCUUCUUGGAGACAUUCAAUUCCGCGUGGAUUACUUUGCCGAGAGGCUGGACUCGAUCAAUAUGCCUGUCGCCUGGCUCACCCAUACCUCCUCGAGACAGAAGAAGCACCUGUUGGACUUCCCCUUCAUCUUUGACCCAUCUGCCUUGGUUUCUUAUUUCCGAUCCAUCAACUUCUCGAAGAUGAGCCGAAGCUAUGAGGAAUCGAGCUCGCUCCAAACACGUAUGAAGGCGAUUGUUGCUCCCGGAGGCCUCAUUACCAAUCCCCAUCAUAAGCUCGUUCUACAAGACCUUCUUAAAACAGCCUCCUCAAAGUAUUUGAUCCUCGAGAUUAGUCGUAAGAACGUCAUCAGGGAUGCUUUCGAUCAACUCUGGCGGCGAGAAGCAAGAGAGCUGCAUAGACCGCUCAAGAUCCAUCUUGGCGAGGAAGGUGGCGAAGAGGGAUUCGAUUCGGGUGGAGUUCAACAGGAAUUUUUUCGACUUGCUGUUGCUGAGUGCCUCAACCCCGAUCAUGGCGCUUUCACGGUCGACGAUAGGACCCACAUGACCUGGUUCGUCCCCGGAUCCGUCGUACCAGCUUGGAAGUUUGAGAUCCUUGGUCUGUUGGUGUCACUGGCUGUCUAUAACGGCCUGACACUGCCCAUCACCUUCCCUAAGGCACUUUACCGCAAGCUCCUAGGUGAGCCUGUGGAUGAAUUGCACCACAUCGCCGACGGAUGGCCAGACCUCGCGAUGGGACUGACGACUUUACUUGAAUGGGACGAGAAACAGGGUCUUGUCGAAGACGUCUUUGCACGCACAUACGAAUUCUCCGUGUCCAUGUUUGGACAGCCCAUUUCUCGGGAGAUGGAUGGAAAGGCUAGCAGCUGGCCCCAGUUCGAGGCGACUGCUAAGACGUCGCUUGUGGAUGGGAAUCCCGAGGAUGCUCCGCUCGUCACCAACGAGAACAGGAAUGCGUACGUCAGCGACUAUAUCAAAUACCUGACGGAUGUUUCUGUUCGCCCGCAGUAUGAAGCGUUUGAGCGUGGAUUCCGAGCUUGCAUACAUCCCAAGGCACUCGGGCUCCUGACUCCGCCACUCCUCCAAUCACUCGUGGAGGGUGUCCAGGAGAUUGACAUUUCUGAAUUACGCCGGUACACAAGAUACGUCGGCUGGGACGCGACCCACCGCGGCGUCCGAGACUUCUGGUCGAUUGUUAAGCGCUACGACGAGAAGAUGAAGAGGCGGCUGUUGGAGUUCGUCACCGCGUCGGACCGUGUGCCCGUCGGCGGCAUGAAGAAUAUGCAAUUCGUUGUUCAAAGAAACGGCGAAGAGGAGGGCGAGGGCGGGCAUUUGCCCACCGCGUACACAUGUUACGGUACGCUUUUGCUGCCAGAGUACAAAGAUAAAGAUGUCCUGAGAGAGAGACUUUCCAUGGCAUUGGAGAACGCGCAAGGCUUUGGAUUUGCUUGA